AAAACCUUUUCUGGAAACAGUAACUUGAAGACACACAUGAGAAUUCACACAGGAGUAAAACCUUUCACUUGUUCAACCUGUGGAAAGAGUUUCAAUGAAAGAGGGACUUUAACUAAACAUAUGAGAAUUCACACAGGUGAGAAGCCUUUCACUUGUGGGACCUGUGGAAAGAGUUUCAAUGAAAACGGCUUUAACUCAGCAUAUGAUAAUCACACAGGUGAAAAUCCUUUCUCAUGUGGGACUUGUGGAAAGAGUUACAGACAAAAAACGACUUUAACUAGGCAUAUGAGAAUUCACACAGGUGAGAAGCCUUUCACUUGUUCAACCUGUGGAAAGAGUUUCAGUGUAAAAGCGAAUUUAACUGCGCAUAUGAGAAUUCAUACAGGUGAGAAGCCUUUCUCAUGUGGGACUUGUGGAAAGAGUUACAGACAAAAAACGACUUUAACUAGGCAUAUGAGAAUUCACACAGGUGAGAAGCCUUUCAUUUGUUCAACCUGUGGAAAGAGUUUCAGUGACAGAGUUACUUUAACUCGGCAUAUGAGAAGUCACACAGGUGAGAAGCCUUUCUGGUGUGAGACCUGUGGAAAGAGUUUCAGUGUCAGAGGGACUUUAACUCGGCAUAUGAGAAUUCAUACAGGUGAGAAGCCUUUCUCAUGUGGGACCUGUGGAAAGAGUUUCAGGAUGAAACAACAAUUACUUAAACACAAAGAUUCAUAUGGAUGCAAAACAGUGACGUGCGGUGAGACUUUACGAUGUAUAAAUACAGACACCAUGUAUGUUAUUGGUUACUCAGAAAUUUUGCUCAUGCAUACAACGCUGGAGGGCAGAAAGACCGUUCUUUUACACGUCAUCCAUAGCUGUAGUAACCAGGUGAAACUUAGAAAUGUAGGUAUUGUUUCGUGUUAUGAUCCACAG
Molecule: messenger RNA, 915 nt
Organism: Poeciliopsis prolifica (blackstripe livebearer)
Lineage: Eukaryota; Metazoa; Chordata; Actinopteri; Cyprinodontiformes; Poeciliidae
Product: gastrula zinc finger protein XlCGF8.2DB-like
Exons: 1
Biological process (GO): regulation of transcription by RNA polymerase II
Molecular function (GO): DNA-binding transcription factor activity, RNA polymerase II-specific; RNA polymerase II cis-regulatory region sequence-specific DNA binding
Source: RefSeq, a predicted model, not a curated record